CGUCCCCGAAAACCCUGCCUAUAAGUUGCCGUGCAAUCUUUGCUCGAGCAGGGGAUGAUAGAUACAGAGAUAUAGCUGACGAUUCCGAGAAUAACCUAACCAGCGAAAAGGCCAAUGGCGAGGAAGUACAAAAGGGCGACAGCGCCGCUGGACGAGACGGCAAGAGCGCGGCUGUGGCAGGAGGUGAGUAGCUGCGUGUCAGUGGAGUCCACCACCUCCGAUACGGCCGAGUUGGCGGACCUGAUCGACUCGUUCUACAACGAGGAGGAGAUCGACGAACGGAAAGGCAAGUACGGCAUGGGAUCUGAGAAGGGAGGUUAUCUUACGAGGAGGUCGCUGGACUCCGUGCUGGCGGAGUCGGAAGCCGACAUGGUGGGACACCGGAUCCGAGUCGCGGCCGAGCGGGGGGUUAGCGCAGUCUCGCCGGCAGGAGACGGCUUCAAAAGGCGAGUUAUCGGUUGGCUCCGAGACAAAGGAUUUGAUGCCGGGCUGUGCAAGUCGUCAUGGGAGAGAGCUGAGCGGAUCCAGGCCGGCACCCACGAGUACAUCGACGUGAUCGAUCGAGGAGGAGGUACGCGCUACAUCUUGGAGAUCGACUUGGCCGCCGAAUUCGAGAUUGCCCGACCGACCCAGGACUACACUGCGCUCCUCCGGGCGUUGCCGUCGGUGUUCGUGGGAAGGCCGGGCGCGCUGGAGAGCAUCGUGAGCCUCAUGUGCGUGGCGAUGGAGGAGUCCAUCAGGAGCUCCGGCAUGCACCUGCCCCCAUGGAGGCGAAAGGAGUACGUCCGAGCGAAGUGGUUCAGCUCCUUCGGAAGGAAUUCUGCUGCCGGUGGGGAGGCCGACAGAGGUGCAGCGUCGAGGUCCGGUACUGCGACGACGAAGCCUUGUAGGAUAGAAUUGCGUUGCAGAGAGGUGAAGGUCCGCGAGGGAAUGCUGGCUGAGGAAUUCAGAGGCACGUUAAAUGGAUAUGGCUUUUAGCAUUCAAA
Molecule: messenger RNA, 986 nt
Organism: Musa acuminata subsp. malaccensis (wild Malaysian banana)
Lineage: Eukaryota; Viridiplantae; Streptophyta; Magnoliopsida; Zingiberales; Musaceae
Source: RefSeq, a predicted model, not a curated record